CAGUUCAGAAGGCAAACAGUUGUGCUCAUAUAUUGCACAAUAAAUUCCAAGAAGAAAAUGACCCACCUACUCCAGAGAGAAAUGCCAGUUUACAAGGCAGUGUAGAUGCAUUAGUGAGAGCUAGAGCUGUAAAAAAAGACCCCGUCCUGGAAAAUGGCCCUUUGAAGAAGAAAGGUGUGUUAUUACCUGCAAGAUCACAGGGAAAGCCGAAAUCUCUAAAAUCAAGACAGGUACAGCCUCAAGAAAAGCAUGCCCGACUUCAGGAGACAACUAUAGCUUCCCAGCUAAAAGAGAACAAACGACUUGUUAAGGAGAGCAGAAUACCCUGCAUGCCUCCAAACCCUACACCUCUGCCUGUUUCACCUAAGCGAUUAGCAUGGCUUGAAGCAGAAACCUCAAGAAGAGUGAAGGUUCUAACUGACCUUAGCAGAGGAGAAAUGAAAAAAAGGCAAAAGUUGAGGUCACAAAGUGCUUCUCCAGCCCAGUAUGCAGACAAAAUUGAGAAGGCAGUACGGGAGCGCUUAGAACCUCUAUUAGAUAGAACACAGGAGGUUGCAGCAAAUGCAGAUAUUCUGAGUGAAAAGCUAUUGGAUGAUCUUUUGGAAGAUACUGCUCAGGAGCUGUGGAGUAUGGAGCAGAAUGAGAGACUCCAGAGCAAGGCUCUGCCUAUGGCUGACACUCAUAGUCUGGAGUCAAUGUUGCAAAGAAUGGAAGAAAUUGAAAGAUACCAGGAGGCUGUACGCAGGAGAUUUAACCAGAUUGUGUAUAGUGAUUCAGAGCUCUGGGCUCAGACAGAAAAAAUGGAACAACAAAUUGCAUCAGUAGCUAAAAGACCUGUAUCGCCUCAUCCAAUUCAGAUAACCAAAUUAAUUGGAUGCACAGAGCCAGAAAUGGACACUUUAUUUGAAAAACUUUUUGAUGGCAAUGAUAUUGAUGAAAACAAAGACGCAGAGGAGAAAUUGCAGACUGGAAAUUACAUUCUGCAGCCAUUGACUCGGAAUUCCCUGCAGAAAGAAUGUCAUAUGUCUCUCUCUGUGCCAAACUAUAUGCUCCAGAGCAUCUUGGAUUAUAACAGCAGAUACAAGCAUCACCUAAAGCUUAUUUCCCAUGAGGCGGUAGGCAGUUUCAAUCCAUGGCAGAUUGCUGAGAGUCUUGCAGAACAACUAACAGAAGAAGCCCUAUGUGAUGUGGCAGCAGAGCUGCAGGAUGUUUGUGAGGACUAUGCAGAAGCUGUGUUCACAUCAGAGUUUUUGCAGCCAGCACAGUAA
Molecule: messenger RNA, 1268 nt
Organism: Phaethon lepturus (White-tailed tropicbird)
Lineage: Eukaryota; Metazoa; Chordata; Aves; Phaethontiformes; Phaethontidae
Exons: 9
Biological process (GO): protein localization to centrosome; centriole replication
Cellular component (GO): centriolar satellite
Source: RefSeq, a predicted model, not a curated record